Molecule: messenger RNA, 2082 nt
Organism: Sipha flava (yellow sugarcane aphid)
Lineage: Eukaryota; Metazoa; Arthropoda; Insecta; Hemiptera; Aphididae
Product: acyl-CoA synthetase family member 2, mitochondrial-like
Exons: 14
Coding region: 75-1898 (607 amino acids)
Biological process (GO): fatty acid metabolic process
Molecular function (GO): medium-chain fatty acid-CoA ligase activity
Source: RefSeq, a predicted model, not a curated record
UGAAUAAUAAUUUACAUUUCGAUUGAGCGUUAUGGUUUUCAUUGUUUAUGUAUCACAGGUCAUUUCGUUAGAACAUGUCAUACCGUUCGUUGAUUAAUUUGCGUAAGUCAAGUUUAAAUAUCAAACAAAGCAGUCGUAUAAUGAUUGAAGAUUAUUUGAUACAAGGCGGUCAAGGAAAUAUGUCUUCCAGUACGAUUAUACCGAAACCGAGCUACUAUAAAGGUCCUAAAUAUGAACAGUUACAUUACAAGACGGUGGGAAACUUGAUCGAUGAAGCGGCAGAAAAGUACCCGAACAGAGAAGCUAUAAUGUCUGUACAUCAGAAUCGAAAAGUUACUUUUUCGAAACUUAAACAUGAGGUCGAUGAAUUAGCGGCUGGUCUAUUAGAAAUAGGAAUGAAGCCAGGUGAUCGGUUAUGUUUAAUGGGUUCGAAUUCGAUAGAAUGGGAAAUCACAUUGUUAGCAUCUAUCAAAGCUGGUUUGAUCGCGGUAAAUAUCAACCCGUUGUAUAAGAAAAACGAACUCCACCAUAGCCUUAGUAAAGUCGAUGCGAAAAUGCUGAUUGCUCUUGAAAAUAAUCAAAACCAAGAUUAUUACGGGCUUCUUAAGAGUAUUGUUCCAGAAAUUUCCCAACAACCUUACGGUAAACCGGUCAUCACUAGACAUUUGCCAAAUCUAGAGUUCAUAGUUCUGGAUACCGAAAAAAAUCUACCCGGAAUCAUAAAAUACUGGGACGUAUGUCAGUCGGGAUCGAAAAAGUCAAUAUCAUACUUAAAAAAACUAAAUCAAGAAAUGAGUCCUAAUGCGAUAUGUAACAUACAAUUCACUUCGGGAACUACCGGUGCGCCGAAGGGUGCGUGCUUAACUCAUUAUAACAUCGUUAAUAAUUCGUAUUUUUUCUGCAAACGGUUGAAGUUAAUGGAAAAGGAACACCGAAUUUUGUUGCAAGUUCCAUUUUUUCAUACUUUUGGAACUGUUGUCGGUAUAUUGGUGAGUCUGAACAGUGGAAGCACGCUUGUACUACCAGCUUUAGGUUACAAGCCUAUUGAAUCCGCAAAGGCUGUCUUAUAUGAAAGGUGUACAUUUUUGUACGGAACGCCAACGAUGUACAUAGAUUUGAUUAAUGCUUCUAAAACACUUAUGGAUCAAGGGCAUACAUUUACCACGCCAGAAAUUGCGUUAUGUUCGGGAGCGUUGUGUUCACCAAGUUUAUUAAAACAAGUCAAAAUGACAUUCAACAUCAAAAGGAUUGUGUCGAUCUACGGAAUGACCGAAGCAAGCCCUAUUGCAUUUCUCUCUAAUUCCAAUGAAUCUGAACACAAAUCGUUAACUACUGUUGGUCAAGUACUCGAUCAUACUGAAGUUAAAGUGGUUGACAAAAAUGGGCUCACUGUUCCGAUGGGCGUACCUGGAGAAGUGUGGUUUAAGGGUUACAACGUGAUGCCUGGUUAUUGGAAUGACGAAGAAAUGACGAAGAAAGCGAUCACAGAAGAUGGCUGGUUAAGAUCAGGGGAUAUUUUAAUAUUGAGCGAAGAUGGUUAUGGCAUGGUAACUGGUAGGAUCAAGGACAUAAUUAUUAGGGGUGGAGAAAAUAUUCAACCACAGUCAAUUGAAUAUUUUUUGGAGUCUCAUCCAGAAAUAAUCCAAGCUCAAGUGUUUGGAAUACCAGACGAGCGGCUUGGCGAAGUAGUGUGUGCUGCGAUAAAAAUAACAAAUGAAUCCAAUCUCGACGAUGAAACCGUUAAAAAUUAUUGCAAUGGAAAUAUCGCAAGAUUCAAAGUUCCAAAAUACGUCUUAAUUAUGGAAGACUUUCCAAAAACAACUACUGGAAAAAUUCAAAAAAUAAAACUUCGCGAAAUCAUGCAAGAUCAUUUAAGAAACAUGAAAAACCUCCAGUGAUAAUAUUGAUACGAUAGGUUUUUAAUUCCUAUACAAGUGAAGAAUUGUUUUGUUAUUAUUAUUCAUCGAAAUGCGUAAGGCAAUACUCAAAUGCACUAAAAAUUAUUUUUAAAUUAAAAUGAACGACUUAAGUAAACGGUUGGUUGUAUGAUAAAUAACAGAAUAAACAUAUUGCUAGAGUGUA